Messenger RNA from Drosophila eugracilis, 1979 nucleotides. RefSeq lists its product as uncharacterized. Gene Ontology annotation, molecular function: serine-type endopeptidase activity. Lineage: Eukaryota; Metazoa; Arthropoda; Insecta; Diptera; Drosophilidae. The record is from RefSeq and is a predicted model, not a curated record. The transcript is spliced from 4 exons. Gene Ontology annotation, biological process: proteolysis. Bases 701 to 1972 code for a protein of 423 amino acids.
CGUCCCCAGCGAUUCGCACUCGCACAUCUGGCGCCAAAGCCAAAAAGCCCAAUUCACAUCCAAAGAGCCAAAUCAAAAGCCGUCAAAACACCAAACUCCGUUGAACGUCGCGCAUGCGCACGCGCGCUAAACGAAAUCGAAAACGAAAAGCGGUCUUUAAGUGACUGUUAUUAAGCGUAGAGCCUCUGGCCCAACCAGCAUCUAAAAAUCGUUACAUAAUCGAGAGUGGAAACUGGACAGCACCGGGCUUCUGGUCAAGUUAAGGCAAAAAAAAAAAAUUAUAACCAAAAUCCCGCUUCUGCGCACAAUUGGCCAUGUCGUCGCCGCCCAGCCAGCGGACUAAUUAAUGCUCGUUCGUGGAAAGAAAAGCAAAAGCGAAGCUGAGGAACCUCGUAAAUUAUAAUAUUUAAGGCCGGGAAAAAAAGUGCUUGGCCUGAGAGACGCGAUCCGCCUUCGUUCCCAGUUCCCAAUCCCCCAAAAAACAAUCCCUCUGGAAAAAUAGAAGAAAAACAAACCCUCAACCGCCCAUUUGACUGGCAGCGUGAAAGUGAAAAGCAUCUGGUCAUCGGCAGCAGGACAAAGCUACAGCUACAGAUAUAGAUACUAUAUAGAGAUACGAUCCGUAAACGGCCUCUGUGGGUCAGUCAUGCGCGCGAUGAGCAGUUGAGCUGCGCCAGCUGCCCGAGGAGCGGCCACCAAGAUGAUGAAGCCAUCACAGUCACAAUCACGGCCACAGUCGCGGUCGCAAUGGCAGUGCCACUGGCAGAUCCCAGUGGCAAAUACAGCGACCUUGAGCUGGCUGUACCUCCUGCUGCUGCUGCUGCCUUCUUCCAGGCAGUUUGAGACGGACUGUGGCUGUCGUCCAGCGCGUAGAGGACCACGGAUUAUUGCAGGAGCAGCCACGAAUGAGGGUCAGUUUCCCUGGCAGGCCUCCCUGGAGCUACUGCAUCCGUCGCUGGGAUUCCUGGGCCACUGGUGCGGAGCGGUGCUGAUCCAUCAGUAUUGGAUACUUUCCGCCGCUCACUGUGUUCACAACGAUCUCUUUAACCUGCCCAUUCCACCGCUGUGGACGGUGGUCUUGGGCGAGCACGAUCGCGAUGUGGAAUCGGGCAACGAGCAGCGCAUUCCCGUCGAGAAGAUCGUGAUGCACCACCGCUACCACAACUUUCGGCACGACGUGGUGCUGAUGAAGCUCUCAAAGCCAGCGGACCUCGCGCGGCCCUCUAAUAUCCGGCGAAUCUGCCUGCCUUUCCUACUAGCCGAAUCGCAAGAUGCUCCCCUUUCGGAUGCAGCGUCUCCGACAGCAUCAGUCGAUGAGGAUGUACUCAUCCAACAGCUGGACCUGGAGGAUAUUCCCGAAAAGAUCGACAACUUCCUGCGCAGCGUCCAGAGUCGGAGGCGCUACAGGAAUGUCACGGCUCCCAGCAUGAAGGAGCUAAUGAACAUGAAAAUCCUUAGCAGGAUGCGUCAAGCGCUGGCGCAACGCUCCCCGCGCAGUUUGAAACGCUCCCGAAGACGCAACGACAAGCUUAUGAAGCUGGGUCCUCGGAGGGACUUGGAGGAUUCUGUAGAGCAGAAGCACCUCAAAGUCAAUGAUGAGCCAAAGGAGAUGGCCUUUGUGGACUGCGUGGCCACGGGCUGGGGCAAAGCCAACAUCAGUGGUGAUCUGUCCAAUCAGCUGCUGAAGACUCAGGUGCCACUGCACCAGAAUGGGAGGUGCAAGGAUGCCUAUGGCAGCUUCGUGAACAUCCACGGCGGACACCUGUGCGCUGGGAAGCUGAACGGUGAGGGCGGCACCUGCGUGGGCGACUCUGGCGGACCUCUGCAGUGCCGCUUGAACCGUGACGGACCUUGGAUCUUGGUUGGGGUAACCUCCUUCGGUUCUGGCUGUGCCCUGGAGGGCUUUCCGGAUGUCUAUACCCGCACCUCCUACUACAUGAAAUGGAUCGAGGACACGAUCGCCGCCCACUAAAUCAAGG